AUGCGUCUCGGCCGAAUUAUUUCCGGUGGUGCAAAGGGUCCCGGUCUAUUCUUUAUUUUACCUUGCGUCGAUACGAUAAUGAAAAUCGAUUUAAGAACUGUUACCUUUGAUGUACCACCUCAAGAAAUUCUAACACGUGAUUCUGUGACUGUAUCAGUUGAUGCUGUAGUCUAUUUUCGAAUUUUCAAUCCAGUUAUUAGCGUGACUAAUGUUGAAAAUUCACGCGUCUCAACACAACUACUAGCUGCUACAACAUUACGAAAUAUAUUAGGUACGAAGACAUUGCAAGAAAUUUUGAGUGAUCGGGAAAAUAUUUCACAUUCGAUGCAAGCACAUCUUGAUGAAGGAACGGAUCCGUGGGGUGUUAAAGUUGAAAGAGUAGAAAUUAAGGAUGUCCGUCUUCCAGUGAGUAUGCAGCGUAGUAUGGCGGCUGAAGCCGAAGCUACACGCGAAGCUCGUGCAAAGAUUAUUUCUGCCGAAGGUGAACAGAAAGCUUCACGAUCCCUCAAAGAAGCUGCCGAUAUUAUCAAUCAAAGUCCAAUUGCUUUACAACUGCGCUAUCUUCAAACGCUAACGACUAUAUCGGCUGAGAAGAAUUCCACCAUCGUAUUUCCGAUUCCAAUCGAACUUCUUUCAUUGGUGAAAAAGUAA
Rotaria sp. Silwood2 is the source of this 651-nucleotide messenger RNA. The record is from the annotation of a GenBank genome assembly. NCBI's taxonomy places the organism in Eukaryota, Metazoa, Rotifera, Eurotatoria, Philodinida, Philodinidae.